UUUGUUUAGACAUGGCGGUCUAUUCAUCGCCGGGUUUGCGUGCCGACGCUACGGAAACGAUCGCGAAACUCGCCGAAGAUUACUGGGUGCCCCACAACAAAUCGUCAUGGCUGCAGUACGAUCCCCAGGUAAUCGUAGACGUCUACAAGAAAGAGAUCCUCGGCUCCGGAUUCGCGAUCCGUAAAGUCAUGCUUCUCGAGUUCAGCCAGUACCUCGAGAACUACCUGUGGUCCCACUACGAUCCGAAAAGCGCGUCUUCGGCUCACCUCAUGUCCAUCGUCGUCAUGGUCAACGAAAAAUUUCGCGAACGCGUUCCCGCCUGGCAGACGUUCAUCAGCAAGCCCGAGCACUUUCCCGAGUUCUUCGGGAAAGUCAUGGAGAGCGCGCUGGACGAAAACUUCACGUUCUCGCUACGGGAGCAAACUGCGCUUUUGGUCUUUCUUAUCCACUGCUUUAACAGCAUGGAGGUCAGUCUCAUCAGGGAGCAAAUCCAGCGGCUGGUCUCUCUCUCGGCAUGGCGAACCCUACUCCCGGAACGGCGGGAGUAUGAGUUCAGACGUUUUCCCAAGCUCAAGAAGUUUUGGGCGUAUAUCGAGAAGAACGACAAGAAACUGGACGAAGACGCCUACAAGAAAAUUGUGUACGAGCGCGAGUUCUUGUCGAAGCUCAUCAACCGUUUCUUCAAAUACCUGGAGUCUGUGCCGCCGACAAAGGACGUUCCCGAGCUAGACAAGCCUGCCAUGGAAGUUGUCCACUACUGCGAACGUUUCCUCGAGCUGAUGAUCGACCUUGAAGCCCUGCUUCCGACUCGGCGUUUUUUUAACACCAUCAUGGACAACACGCACCUGGUCGUCCAGUGCCGUCUGUCGGUUCUUGCGCAACGCAAGGAAGGCAGGCUUUUCAGCCAGCUUUUGGACAGACUCAACUUCUACUCGAGGUUCGAAAUCAGCGACCAAACCGGGGAGGAACUCAAAGACCACGACAUGAUGCAGAUCCACUACGACAGCAUCACGGCUCUCCAGAAGGCAGCCUUCAAGGGCUUUCCCGACCUCCGGCGCUUCGCGCUGUGCAACGUCGCCAACGUAGACACACGGGAAAAGUUGCUGAAUCACUUUGGCACUCUGCAGACGAAGGACCUGCACGCGAUCGCCGCUUCCCUCUUUCUCGUGCCCGCCCCAAAGUCCGACAGUGAGGGCUCCCCGUACAGCCACUCGUUCCUCAAGGAACUGCUCAUUUCGCGGCAUGAGAAGCGCCAGUCGCAGCUGGACAGCCUCAACGAGAUGCCACUCUACCCGACCGAGACAAUCAUCUGGGACGAGAAUGUUGUGCCUUCGGAGUACUUCUCCGGAGAAGGGUGCCUGGCGUUACCCAAGCUGAACCUCCAGUUUUUGACGCUUCACGAUUACCUUCUCCGUAACUUCCACCUGUUCCGACUCGAGUCGACCUACGAGAUCCGUCAGGACAUCGAGGACGCGAUUAGCCGUCUCAAGCCCUGGCAGACGGAGGACGGUGGUGUCAUGUUUGGGGGCUGGGCGAGGAUGGCGCAGGCCAUCGUCAACUUUGCAAUCGUUGAAGUCGGGAAGCCUAACAUCGGCGAAAAGCAGCCGUCAAAGGUGCGAGCCGACGUGACGGUUCACCUCAACGUCCGAAGGGAGAUCAAGGCCGAGUGGGAAGCGCUGAGGAAACAUGACGUCUGCUUCUUGAUCACCGUGCGGCCCGUCUGCACCCCUGGAACUCCCUACAACUACAAGGAACCGUUUGUCCCGCAGGUCGGGCUAACAUACGUCCGGGGCUGCGAGAUCGAGGGGCUGCUGGACCUGAACGGCAGAGUCAUCGAGGAAGGGCCAGAGCCAAAGCCAGUGCUUCCCGGAGACUCGAGGACCUACCGUGUCUGGAUGGACUGCAAUCAGUACAAGCUGGACAUGGACCGGAAUGUGAAAGGGACCGAGGACGUCUACGAAACGUUCAACAUCCUUAUGCGGAGGAAGCCGAAAGAGAACAAUUUUAAAGCGGUGCUCGAGACGAUACGGGACCUGAUGAACACGGAGUGUGUGGUGCCCGACUGGCUGCACGACAUCAUCCUCGGCUACGGCGAUCCGGGUGCGGCGCACUACUCCAAGAUGAGCAACCAGAUAGCGACGCUCAACUUCAACGACACAUUCCUGAACAUGGAUCACCUGAGGGCGAGCUUCGGCGAAAAAUGCGACAUCCAUGUUGACGUUGACGACCCCCGGAAACUCGAACCGCCGUUCAAGGUGACAUUCUGCGACGUGAAGCAGCAGCAGGUGGCUGCAAAGUCAAAGAAGCCAAAGGACAAACUGGAGGCCGAAGAAACCCGCAGUAAGGAAAAGAUUCUGGUGACUCCUCACGUCGCGAAGAGCAGGGGCCCAUACCCAAGCGAGAGGGCCAAGAAGAAUGCGGUGCCCUUCACGCCAACGCAAGUGGAGGCAAUCCGAGCUGGAAUGCAGCCGGGCUUGACCAUCAUCGUGGGCCCUCCUGGAACGGGAAAGACGGACGUGGCCGUGCAGAUAAUCUCGAACCUGUACCACAACUUCCCGGACCAGCGGACGCUGCUGGUGACGCACUCCAACCAGGCCCUCAACCAGCUCUUUGAGAAGAUCAUGAUGCUGGACAUGGACGAGCGGCAUCUACUGCGUCUAGGCCAUGGGGAGGAGGCACUGGAGACAGAGAAGGACUUCAGCCGCUACGGAAGGGUCAACUACGUCCUGGGCAAAAGACUGCAGCUCCUCGAGGAGGUCAGCCGUCUGCAGGAGAGCCUGGGAGUCACAGGAGAUGUUUCGUAUACUUGUGAGACUGCUGGCUACUUCUACUUGUAUCAGGUUUUGUCGCGCUGGGAAGAGUUUCUCAGCCGGGUGAAGCUGAGUGCUAACAGCAAGCAGACGCCACAAAGCAUCCAGGAGCACUUCCCAUUCGGCAAGUUCUUCAGCAACGCGCCUCAGCCGCUCUUCCACGGCAUCUCCUUUGAGGCCGACAUGGAGAAGGCAGAGAGCUGUUUCCGCUACAUCAAGGACAUAUUCGCCCAACUCGACGAGUUCCGGGCCUUCGAACUGCUCCGCAGCGGCCUUGAUCGGUCGCGGUACCUCUUGGUCAAGGAGGCCAAGGUCAUUGCCAUGACCUGCACCCACGCUGCCCUCAAGCGCCGGGAACUGGUGGAACUAGGCUUCAAGUAUGACAACAUCCUCAUGGAGGAGUCGGCACAGAUCCUGGAGAUUGAGACCUUCAUACCGCUGCUCCUGCAGACCCCUCAGGACGGCUACAACCGUCUCAAGCGCUGGAUCAUGAUCGGCGACCACCACCAGCUCCCACCCGUCGUCAAGAACAUGGCCUUCCAGAAGUACUGCAACAUGGAACAGUCGCUGUUCACGCGCUUUGUCCGCCUCGGUGUCCCCGUGGUUCAGUUGGACGGACAAGGGAGGUCAAGGCCAAGCCUGUGCGACCUCUACAAUUGGCGCUACAAGGAUCUGGGUAACCUGCCGCACGUCAUCGAGUGGCCGGAAUACCGCACGGGAAAUGCCGGAUUCUGCUUCGACUAUCAGCUCAUAGACGUGGGCGACUUCAAUGGGGUUGGGGAGUCCGAGCCCAAUCCUUACUUCUAUCAGAACCUGGCAGAGGCGGAGUAUGUGGUGGCCGUGUUCACGUACAUGCGCCUACUGGGUUACCCGGCGGAGCGCAUCUCGAUCCUGACGACCUACAAUGGCCAGAAGCACCUGAUCCGGGACGUGGUGCGCCAGCGCUGCCAGGACAACCCGCUGGUGGGCUGCCCGCUCAAGGUCACCACCGUGGACAAGUAUCAGGGCCAGCAAAACGACUACGUCCUCCUCUCGCUCGUGCGCACCCGUGCCGUGGGGCACCUGCGUGACGUCAGGCGCCUGGUGGUGGCCAUGUCCAGGGCCCGCCUAGGCCUCUACGUAUUUGCCCGGACGGCGCUCUUCCGGGACUGCUUCGAGCUGGGCCCCACCUUCAGUCUGCUGCUGCAGCGGCCCACCCAGCUCUGGCUGGCUCCAUGGGAGGCCCAUCCCACAAUGCGGCCCAACAGCGUUCCCCCGCAAGGAGAGCCCUUUGUGGUGACCGGCAUGACUCAGAUGGCGCAGUUUGUCUUUGACUUCUACCAGCAACGCGUCGAGGCCCUUACAGCACAGCUGAGGGCCCACAAGGCCGUCUACGAGAAGCCUGCCCUGGCAGCGCCGGCAAAGGAGAGACAGCCAGCCAUGGUUGCUUCCUCGGAGGCCAAACCGGCAAGUGAUUCCAAGGCCGAUGAAGCCGACAAAACCAUUCACGAGGAGCAGUCUGAGAAGCCCGAGGAAGGUGUAGCUGCGCAUCAUGAAGUGAGUUCUCAACAGCCUUCCGCAACCUCUGCUGCGGAGGAAACAAGGCCUGUGGAAGAAGCUGCCGCUCAACAGGAUCAGGAGAUGGAAAGUGAUUCAGAAGACAACACAACUUCAGCAAAGCCCAAGCAAUGAGCUCUUUGUUGUGUCUGUAUAUAGGCCUGUAAAUAAAUUUUUUAGACUUUCUGUA
This is a messenger RNA of Ixodes scapularis (black-legged tick), 4536 nucleotides long. RefSeq names its product RNA helicase aquarius. The record is from RefSeq and is a predicted model, not a curated record. Gene Ontology annotation, biological process: mRNA splicing, via spliceosome. NCBI's taxonomy places the organism in Eukaryota, Metazoa, Arthropoda, Arachnida, Ixodida, Ixodidae. Gene Ontology annotation, molecular function: mRNA binding; helicase activity. The coding region runs from base 12 to 4481 and encodes 1489 amino acids. Gene Ontology annotation, cellular component: catalytic step 2 spliceosome. The transcript has 5 exons.